Molecule: messenger RNA, 720 nt
Organism: Polypterus senegalus (gray bichir)
Lineage: Eukaryota; Metazoa; Chordata; Cladistia; Polypteriformes; Polypteridae
Gene: dph3
Product: diphthamide biosynthesis 3
Exons: 3
Coding region: 107-358 (83 amino acids)
Biological process (GO): protein histidyl modification to diphthamide
Molecular function (GO): metal ion binding
Source: RefSeq, a predicted model, not a curated record
CGCCGAGUUGAAAGGUUACCUAGUGUAUCACGUGUGCCGGUGUUUGUCAGGCACGCGCUAAGGACGUGCGGUUUAUUAAUGUAUUUGUGGGUUUCUACUUUUGAAAAUGGCAGUAUAUCAUGACGAAGUAGAAAUUGAAGACUUUGAGUAUGAUGAAGAGACUGAAACGUAUUAUUAUCCCUGUCCGUGUGGAGAUCGGUUCGCGGUAACGAAGGAAGAUCUUGAAAAUGGUGAAGAAGUUGCCACAUGUCCAAGUUGUUCAUUAAUAAUCAGAGUUAUCUAUGAUAAGGAGGACUUUAUGUCUGGGGAAGUAAUAGAAGCACCUAAAGCAACUAAAUUGGAGCUGGUGAAGAGCUGACCUAUAAUAACAUCAGAUUUUUUUAAUAUAAAAGAAUGCACAGAUAUUUUAUGAGGUGGAGUCUGCUUCAUUUCAGGCCAAUGGAGGAGGCCAUUUGAUAGGUGCCUUUCUUAUUUGCUGCUUUAAGACUGAAGUUCAUAUAUGCAUGGGUCAUGGUCUUGUUGGGUCACUACAGAAUUAUGUAUUUAAAUUUAACUUGUCCGAUUAUAACUAAGACUUGCAUUUUUAUUUAACAUGUGAUAUUUAUUCACUGCUACUACAAAUAAGUACAUUGGAUGUAUUGUUGGGGGUGGGGAAAGUAAUAAAGUAAAUUAAUUUGUAAGAUUAUCUUUUUUAAUAAAUCUCAAACUGUUUUGACAUUG